AUGAAACAACUUGAAGCCUUUUAUCUUGCAAACGCUGUUAUAUAUUUUCGGUUUGUUGAAGAUGUUAUCACACUUAAAUUAGUAAAUAAAAAAUGUUUAGAAGCAACAGAGAUGCUCAGAUUUUUUCCAAAGAUGUCACUAAAAACACUCCAAAACAAAAACGAAAUUGUAUCAUCAAGAACUUAUCAUAAUAUAGUAAACACUCUCAUCCCAAAUAAUAUUUUCGUUCUUUUUCCACACCUCGAGACAAUAGAAUGUGAUAAUAAUGAUAUUGCACUAAGAAAUAAUAUAAUUGACAAGAUUGCACAAAUCAAGUUAAUAAAUCAUAUUUCUGAAGAAAAUCACGAUAUUUUUUUGUUUGAGAAAUUGAAAGAAAAAGUUAUUAUGCUUAUUGUGUCUUCAUUUUCAAAAAAAAUCAACUUGAGUGGGUUUGCCAAUCUCCAGAUCGUAAAACUCAACGUUUUAAACUGGGAAAACUCAAUAACAUUAGAAGACGUCUUCCCAGACAAGACACAACAUAUCAAAGUUGUGUCGCUUCACUGUAGGAAAACAGAAACAGCUUUACAACUUCAGAAGUACAAAAAUUUCGAAAAGAAGAUAGUGGUGUUUAAUUCAAGAUAUGAAAAGGUCGAACACUUAGACAUACUCAAGAGCUUCGCUGUUGUCGCUUUUGAUGAUUGGAUAUAUAAAGACGGAGAGAUCGUAUUUUUGCGAGAUUACACGUUAAAUGUAUGUAACAACAACUUGAUGAAAAUUAAUGAGAUUGAUGAAAUGUGCCUUGUGAAGACUAUCACUGUAAGGUCAGAAGUAAAAAAUGAUAUUCUGUUAAACGGACUUCACGAACUUCAAACAGUCAACACACUAAGUAAUUCUAAAAUUGUCUUUUCAGAAGAUAUGAUCAAAAGCACGAAUAUUAAAAGUGUACACGGAGAGUUGAACCAAAUACCGGACGGCGUGUUGUUCUUGGAAUGCACUGAAAAUACACUUUCAAAAGCCACACCAGCUAAUUUUAAAACAAUCAAAAAGUUGCACAUAGUGAAUGAUACAAAUUUUGAUUUGUCAAAGUUUAGUUCAAUGACUGCGUUGGAAUUUCAAAACGCCACAGUAACACAAGAUAUGACGCUUUUAACUUCGCUUAAAGAACUAUCAAUGUCAUAUUCUCGUUUUAAGGAAAGCCCCAUUUUUACAGACAAUCUAAAGGCUCUGCAUCUCAAUCGAAUGAAUUUACAAAAAGGCUUGCCGUUCAACAGAGGAAUAACAAAUCUAGUGGCAAUAGGCUGUGUUUUCGACAACGAUCUCACAAGUAACCUUUUGGGUUUGAAAGUUUUGAUUUUGUUAUCACCCCAAAUUGAACAUCUUGUGUGCCCUUCCUCUCUUGUAUCUUUCGAUAUAAUUAGAGGUAAACCCUUUUCGAUUGAUUUGUCACAAGCAAAUGAUCUACAACACUUGGGGUUCACAGAAUUUAAUCCACAUUCCAUCACUCUUCCAAAACACGUUGAAAAUCUCUAUUUGUGUGAUGGUGUCUUUGUUUUCGACAAGUUGGUUAACAGUACAAUCGAGCACCUUAUUUUACUUUCGGUGAAAUCAAUGGACAUCGGGGAGGUACCAUUGAAGUCAAGAAAUUUAACCAUAAGAAAUGUCACGAGUGUUAAGAGUACCGUCGAUGUCAAGCUGUUUGGAGAUACUCACGAAUUUUCAACAAAACGUCACAUUGCACUAAAACAAUUUGUCUUUUUUCGGGAAACCCUACCUAAUUCUUGA
Molecule: messenger RNA, 1761 nt
Organism: Entamoeba invadens IP1
Lineage: Eukaryota; Evosea; Mastigamoebida; Endamoebidae
Exons: 2
Coding region: 1-1761 (586 amino acids)
Source: RefSeq, a predicted model, not a curated record